AUGGCGGCUGAGAAGAAGGGUCGGGGUCCAUUUGAGAAGUUGGGGUUGUGUGAGGAUGUGAGCCGAGUGGCUACGAAGAUGGGUUACAGUUUGCCGACUCCGGUGCAGCGUAAGGUGAUUCCGGUGAUAUUAAGUGGCAUAGGAGAUGUGGUAGCGAAUGCGCGUACGGGUAGUGGUAAGACGGCGGCGUUUUUGUUGCCAUUAUUGCACCGGUUGGAGAGUCAUAGCAAGGUGGUAGGAGCGCGUGGGUUGGUGGUGCAGCCGACGCGGGAAUUGGCGAUGCAAUCUGGGUUGGUAUUGCGGAAGAUGUUGAUGAAAUUGGUCCAGACAAGUAGUAGUGAGUUGUUGAGAGUCUGCUAUCUUAUAGGUGGUAUGUCUAUGGCUAAGCAGUUUGAGCAUUUGAGUAAUAACCCGGAUAUCCUGAUAGUGACACCGGGGCGUUUGGUACAUCAUAUGGUGGAAGCAGACUAUGAGUUGGGUCGUGUGUGUAUGACUAUAUUUGAUGAAGCGGAUAUGUUGUUUGAGAUGGGUUUUGAGUCGGAUAUUAGUUAUAUUACGAGCAAGCUGACUUGGAACGAAAGACAAAGUGUGUUUCUCUCUGCCACUAUGCCUGCCCAAUUGGUUUCCUUCGCUCGCGGUCGGCUUUUCAACCCGCAAUACGUGCAAUUGGACAGUGAAAAUUCACUUCCAGACACGUUGGCACUUGAGUUGUACUUUAUACGUAGUCCUGACAAGACCGCGGCUUUGCUGUACUGGUUGUUCAACAUCAUGGAACCACAGACUCAAGCCAUUGUCUUUUGCUCCACUGCUCAUGUGGUCUCCUUCCUCGGUGAAAUCUUGACCAGACAUCAUAUCAAAGCCACACAACUUUGUGGACAACUUACCCAGUUUCAACGGCAAGAGGCUAUGAAAUCAUUCACGAAGAAACAAUCCAAUAUUCUACUAACCACCGACGUAGCCGCCCGAGGCCUUGAUAUCAACUCCCUACAUUACGUCGUACACUACUCGUUCCCGGCCAGCGCUAAAUUAUUCAUACACCGCUCAGGACGUACCGCCAGGAAAGGACAAAUGGGCACAUGCAUUUCUUUUAUAACCAAAGAAGAAUUUCCUUACCUUAUGGACCUGUUAUUAUUCUCCGGUAAGAAACUGAAAGUCGAAAAUAAAACCGCCGAUUCCAUCACACAAAUCGCAUCGGAACUUGGUUUGCAUUUUGACGAUGAAAAUCCUAAUGAGAUUGGGAAGGAUCAGAUGAAGAAGGAUCUGGAGAAGGUAGUAUCGCGGUCAUCUCAUGAGGGACUAGAUAUUGGCGGCUUCCCCGAUCUCAAUGAGUACCGGGAAAUGGUGGCGACUGCCAUUGUGGAAGACGACUAUGUGAAACGCCUCAUGGAGUCCAUGGGCGGUGGCGAGAUCAUGUAUAUGAAACAUAGACAACCAGCCAGUAAGCAGUCGCUACGACGCGGAGCUGAAGUUAUGCAGAUGCUUGGAGGUCCAAACUCCAUAGCCGAUUCCGUGCAUCCGUUACUGACUCAGCGAUCCAAUGUCGACAACAGUGCCUCCAAGUUUAUUACAACCUCUCCCGGUCGAGGACUCCCUGAAAUUUUCGGUACCAAAAAUGACCACAUCAAAACUGACCAGAUCAAAGUUAAGAAAGAAGAACAAUCUGCCGCAAAUGUGUUUCGAACUGACGAAAUUAUUGAACUCGACAAAGACCUGCUAAGGUCCUUCCGGCCCACUCGCGGAAAAGGUAUUGGCGUGGCCAAAGCUGUCUUCAUGGACAUGAAAUCCAUGAUGCAAAAAAGGCAGGAUAUAUCUGAAGCGGCCGUCAAAGGGUUAAAAGCUUUGGAAUCUAGCGAUGAAGAGGAACCCUAUAGGCAUACAAAUCAACCUCUUCCUAGUCACCCCGAUGCGAAUGAUUAUUCACAUGGGGAAGAUGUUGACCGGGAAGAUGUUGAUGGGGAAGAUGUUGAUGGGGAAGAUGUUGAUGGGGAAGAUGUUGAUGCAGAUUCGAAGCUACUGAAUCGGAGACCAGCAAAACCGCGAAUGAGUAGAGCGGCUCGUCGGAAGCUUAAGGAGGGCUGUGCAAAUGCUCAUCGUACUUCAUCGUUACGACAAAGGCAAUUAGAGUCGAUUAGCGAUUUUGCAUUGCAAUCUGAUAAGCGGGAUGAAGCUACGGUUGCGCGUGAAAUGGGGCUCUCAUUGAAUAGCGGAGUCGUUAUGCAGAACGAGGCUUUUGGAAUUAUCGGGGACGACCAGGAAUCCAUGAAGAAGACGAAGAAGGUUAUGAAGUGGAACGUCCGAAAGAAGACUUACGAGACCACCGACAUCAAUCGAGCGGGACAGAAGGUCAAGACCGAUUCGAGCGCGAAAAGUAUUGUCGAAAGCAAAGGCCUCUAUAAACGAUGGGCAGCCCAGUCCGAUCGACGGAUUCAAGCCGUUGGAGAACGUGAGGACGCGCACUUAUCUCGGACCUUCUCGGGGAGGAGGCGCCCAGAGGUAGAGGCGGAGCCAACCGAGGUCAUUCCCCUCCGAGAACUUACCAAGAAUCAAGAGCUCGUCCGAAAGAUAGAACAAAAACUGCCUUUAACAAACAGGGAACAGCGCAGGCGAAAGGCGCUGUUGAAUCGACAAGCAAACCCAAUAAUCACUGGAACUACUAAGAAUACGAGCACCUCCAAGAAUACAAAAACCAAAAGCUCUUACAACGAAGGCGCUGGGCGCCUCACGCGGAAGCAACGAGCCAAGGGACAGAGAUCCAGAGCACAGAGCCAACGAGUCUUCAGGGGCAUGGUCCAGAAGCAGAUGAAAAACCGCUCCAAAAAAUAG
Gregarina niphandrodes is the source of this 2823-nucleotide messenger RNA. Its product is annotated as helicase. Gene Ontology annotation, molecular function: nucleic acid binding; ATP binding; RNA helicase activity. The record is from RefSeq and is a predicted model, not a curated record. Bases 1 to 2823 code for a protein of 940 amino acids. The transcript has a single exon. NCBI's taxonomy places the organism in Eukaryota, Apicomplexa, Conoidasida, Eugregarinorida, Gregarinidae.